Carassius gibelio (silver crucian carp) is the source of this 6751-nucleotide messenger RNA. RefSeq names its product mitogen-activated protein kinase 10. The transcript is spliced from 14 exons. Gene Ontology annotation, cellular component: cytoplasm; nucleus. Bases 407 to 1711 code for a protein of 434 amino acids. NCBI's taxonomy places the organism in Eukaryota, Metazoa, Chordata, Actinopteri, Cypriniformes, Cyprinidae. The record is from RefSeq and is a predicted model, not a curated record. Gene Ontology annotation, biological process: protein phosphorylation; JNK cascade. Gene Ontology annotation, molecular function: JUN kinase activity; ATP binding.
CCUCCCCCAGUCCGUACGCUGGUAGGAUCGUAAUGGUACAGGCAGCAUCCUGCAGCACAAUGGUGAGCGCGCAGUGAUUCAGCAUCGCAAACUCAGCCUUUAAUCCUUCUCUUUUUGUUUCACCUACAUUUUUUUUCUUUAUAUCUGCUUGAUUCGUCCUCACAGAGGUCUUUAAAUACGUCGCGUACUGGGAUGUUUUGAACAGGACUGAACUGUCACCGGACCGGGAUCGUCGGACGGGCAGCUGGCACGGAAUGGUAUUUAUGAACAGAUGUUUCUUAUAUAACUGCAGUGCUCCAGUCCUGGAUGUGAAGAUUGCCUUUUGUCAGGUGUGUGUUCCAUACAGGUAAAUUAAAAGGGGUUUGGCAAACAAGUUGAUGUUUCUUACAUUGCCCAGCAUUACAACAUGAGUAAAAGCAAAGUGGACAACCAGUUCUACAGUGUGGAAGUAGGAGAUUCCACCUUCACGGUUCUCAAACGCUACCAAAACCUAAAGCCCAUCGGUUCUGGGGCUCAGGGAAUAGUGUGUGCUGGAUAUGAUGCCGUCCUGGACAGAAAUGUGGCCAUUAAGAAACUCAGCAGACCUUUUCAGAACCAGACUCACGCCAAGAGAGCAUACAGGGAGCUGGUGCUUAUGAAAUGUGUCAAUCACAAAAACAUCAUCAGCUUAUUAAAUGUCUUCACACCACAGAAGUCUUUAGAGGAAUUCCAAGAUGUUUACCUGGUCAUGGAGCUAAUGGAUGCAAACCUUUGCCAGGUGAUUCAGAUGGAACUGGACCACGAGAGGAUGUCCUACCUGCUGUACCAGAUGUUAUGUGGAAUCAAACACCUGCACUCAGCCGGCAUCAUCCACAGGGAUCUGAAACCUAGCAAUAUUGUGGUGAAAUCUGACUGUACGCUGAAGAUCUUGGACUUUGGGUUGGCGAGAACCGCUGGCACUAGCUUUAUGAUGACGCCCUAUGUGGUGACGCGGUACUACAGGGCCCCGGAGGUCAUCCUGGGCAUGGGCUACAAGGAAAACGUGGAUAUUUGGUCAGUUGGUUGCAUCAUGGGAGAAAUGGUGCGCCACAAAAUCCUAUUCCCCGGCAGGGACUACAUCGACCAAUGGAAUAAGGUUAUCGAGCAGCUCGGCACACCCUCUCCUGAGUUCAUGAAGAAACUGCAGCCGACGGUGCGUAACUAUGUGGAGAACAGGCCAAAAUACGCCGGCCUGACCUUCCCCAAACUCUUCCCUGAUUGCCUCUUCCCUGCAGACUCGGAGCACAACAAACUCAAAGCGAGUCAGGCCAGAGACCUGCUGUCUAAGAUGCUGAUCAUUGAUCCCGCUAAGCGGAUAUCAGUGGACGAGGCCCUGCAACACCCCUACAUCAACGUGUGGUACGACCCGGCCGAGGUGGAGGCAGCCAGGAAUCAGCAGAUAUCCAUGCCUCCUCCACAGAUCUAUGAUAAACAGCUAGAUGAGAGGGAACACUCGAUUGAUGAAUGGAAAGAGCUCAUCUAUAAAGAGGUGAUGAACUUCGAGGAGAGAACAAAGAAUGGUGUUGUGAAGGGACAGCCCUCUCCCUCAGGUGCAGCCAUGAACAGCAGCGAGAGCCUCCCCCCCUCCCCCUCCGUCAACGACAUCUCCUCCAUGUCCACCGACCAGACCCUGGCCUCCGAUACCGACAGCAGCCUGGAGACCUCCGCCGGACCGCUGGGGUGCUGCAGGUGACUAACCGCCUGUCUGCGCAACCCCAUGUUCUUCAGAAGGUGAUCGGCACCCGAAAGAGAAAUCCACAAACCUCGAAAACAUGUAAUUACGAAAUAAAUUAAAAAAGAGAAAAAAAGUCAAUGUAUACGUAUAAAAUAAUGUAUCGCGCGUAAAUUACGACAAAGUGUGCAUUUUCAUUCAAAGAAACAUCUGAAUAUGUAUAUUUAUGAAUCUUCACUAACGUUAGUUGCUUUGCUUUGAAUCCCCCUCAUAUGGCAUCCAAAAAAAUAAGGAGACUUCGAAAAAGAAGAAAAAAAUUGGGAAUCUAUGUAAAGUGUACAUUGACUGGCUGAUAUCUAAUACCUUGCGAUUUUCUGUGCUUCACUCGAUGUGGCAGGGUGGGCUUUUGUUUUAACGAGCACCGAUCAACCCUUGUUUUCUGUGAAGGUUUUUAGCUCGUUCCGGAAGUUUUCGGACGGGCCGGUAUGUCUGUGUGCGAUAAUAUAAUAUGUACAAUGGCGCCCCCUAUCUUUUGUAUAUAUGUAAUUGUGUACAGUUGUGAGGCGUUCUCAGAGUGGGACUGACGGCCAGUAGAGGGAGUAUUUGCACACCUUGCCACAUCACAGCUAAUCACCUGUUUCCCUUUUGCCUGUAGUCUUGCAUGGUCAGAGAUAAAAGUAACUAAGCUAAUUAUACAUAUACCAAUAUAGAGAACCGUGUUUAUAUAGCAUUUAAGGGUGAACGUGGGCGUUUCUGUCGCUCGACAGGAAGUGAGGCUGCUUUACAGGAAGCAAUUGAGGGGUACAAGCACUGUCGCUGUCAUUUUCUGCCUUUGUGUUCUCUGAAGCAGCCUUGCAUGCUGUUCCGUCACCCUUGAAAGGUGUGUGUAACUAAAACGAAUGCAGGUCGAGAGCAUGAACCUCAUCCUCACCUUUCAUUCCUCGCAAACAAAAUCUCAUCACGAAACUCGUAUUUUUGUGUUAUCCGAAGGGAAUCAACGAGCUUACUACCUAAAUUUAAACUGGAGUUUAUUUAUUUAAUGUCAGAUCUGGGAAGUGCCUUUGUAAUAAUGCAGUUUCCUCCUCGAAAACACGAAUAUAGUAACGCGACGGCUCUGAUAGAGGUUUUCCAGGUGGCGUCGGAUGUGUCAGGUCUGUUUACCCGAUCCCACAAUCCCUUAUUCAUGUAAAGAUCCUGCGUUAGAUCCAAGUGUCUGAUUUAAAGUCAUUGUAUGUUAAAAAGAGGCACCUAGACUUCUACAUUUCUACACUGAUCUGUUAUUAGCUCCAGAUCUGAGAACUACAGUGGCUCUAAACAGUAUUUCGACACUUAAAAACAUAACUGAAAUAUAAAAUACAAGUCUGUUCUUCUCCAGUUCAGUCUGGUGCGGUUCAUUUAAUUAAACUAGGAACGUACCACUACCACAAAACAUUUAAGAGCAAUAUCUCAUCUCAAAGCAACCAUUUUAAUAUACUGUAAAACAUGCUUGGUUUUUAAAUGUGUCAAAAUAUGUUUUGGGGCCACUGUUUGUUGCAAUGUAGCCCCACUCUUCACAUUUAAUUGUUACAUAAAAAAAAAAGACGAGUAAUGUAGUCUUUCAAACACACAUGGCUGAUGUUUUUAGUAUUAGGUAAAGAUUAGCUUCAUUGAAUUAACAUUAUGCAGUACACAGUAAUUUGAGCAUAUAAUAUUUAAGUUGUACGGUUUUGUUAUGUACCUGUACUUGAUCCGUGUACUAAACAUUUUAAUAAAGGGAUGAAAUACUCAUGAUUUUUUUGUUUGUUUAUGUAACAGCUCUCAUUUGCUAACUCAUUCUCACCCAGAAACACUGUUUUAGUUCGUUCAUUAUUAGUGUUUCAAUUAUUUGUAUUUUUCACAACACAUUUAUAUUUUGCACUGCAUGUUAAUGUACGUGUGUUUCCACUUAAAGGAAUAGUUCGCCCAAAAAUGAAAAUGUGUAAAAUAUAUAUACUCACCUUCAGGUUAUCAAAUAUGUAGAUGAGCUUGUUUUAAAUUCAGAACAGAUUUGGAGAAAUUUAGCAUGUCAUCUCUUGCUCCUCUGCAGUGAAUGGGUGCCGUCAGAAUGAGAGUCAAAACAGCUGAUGAAAACAUCACAAUAAUCCACAAGUAAUCCAUAAUAAUGCGAUAACCCGUAAAAAUGCGUCAUCCAGUGAAAAAUUCCAUCCCUGUUGUCUUCACAUGCAAAUCUGAACAACAAUUUUGCACUGUUUUCGCUUCUAAAUAGUGCUCGAUCUGUGCAUGUUUCUCUCCUGAUUCAGACAAGAAACAUUUUUCCACUGGAAAAAGCAAUAUUAUGGAUAAAGGAUUGCAUUUUAUGGUGUGAACUGUUCCUUUAAGCACCUGCAGAAAUAUGCUCAGAUUGUGCUUUUGUUUUCAUGUUAACACUAAUCAAAUGUGAUUAAAUUAUUAUUAUUUUUUGCAUACAUUAAUACUUUUGACAUCGUAUAUUGACCCUUAUAAGAUAUUCCAGCUUUCUGUUGGACACUGAGAGCUGACAUCAUUCAGGUGCUGUUAAAAAAAAUAAAAAAACUCUGAACCUUGAAAUCAAAAGCCAUUUAAAUGCCCGUUUUAUUUGUAUGAACAUGAACAGAAUGUUUUCACCAUAAAAAUCGACAUCACAUUUCCCACCAGUAAUGCAUAUCAUCUCCAGAGGACAGAGAGGGGUUCCGGGAGGUCUCCGGUCUGUGCAAACUACUUCAAUAUGGCUGCUGAUGAUUUUACAACAGGGUGGACACAUACAUACGUACAGUAGCUUUUGUAUUACUAUUGUUAGAAUUCAAUACUAAUUGUAAAACGUUGCGUUGGUUCAUUUUAGAAUAGACAGACAAUAAUGUGGUGUGCCAUCUUGCAUUUUAUACAGGUUAUUUUUCGAUGAAAGGGCCCUCGUAUCUCGCGCACAGGGUCCAUUUAUUGCCAAUCCAUCAUCUCAAUCAUCCGUUUUGAAACUUUGCAUCAUUUAAACCAUUUGUUACGAAAUUAAAUUAAGGUUUCCUUGAAUUUCAGCCCAGGAGUGUGUAUUUCUCUCAUGGUGCUUCAAAUAACAAACGUCGGGAUGGCUUCUGAUCAAUGUAGGUGUCAACACUGAAUGUUUGUACUUUUCACACUGUUAUAAUGCUGCUUCUGAAACCAGCGUCCAUUACAAUCCUGAACAGUGAUGUACAUGGGGUGCCACUGCUGUGGCAUUGUGGGUAAAGUACUGAACGUGGCAGUUUGUUCUGUAUUGUAGAGUUUGACUUUGUCUUGUAAAAGUGGGAGUGCGGUUUGUGAACUGGAAACAAAUGGUUGGAAAUGAUGUAACUUACUGUGCUAUUAUGAUGUCAUCAUUGAAAUUCAAAUUGAUUGGUCGAGAUGAGAAAUGUACACUGCUAGAGAAUGGAACUGUAAAAUAUUCCCAAGUUGUUUUUUUAUUGUAAGGUUUUGAUUAAAACCAUUCAUUAGCCAGUCUUGUAUGUUCAUCAGUAAAUGCAUGUUCACUAGAUGAAACAGUCCUUCAGCUCCCAGUAAACACAUCUGUCAUGUUAUGUUUGAAAUCAAGGUGUAGAUCAUGUUCUAUUUCCAUCCAAACAGAGAAACUGCACAACAGUGAACUGCUGAUCAAUCAGUGUGACUCAGAGCAAUACAGACCACAUCAUCAUUACCACUGACUCCUUUCACUUUCUUUCCAUUUUCUUACUUUUUACUACCUUUUCUUUACUUAUUUCUUUCCGUUUUACUUAUUCAGUUCUUUCUUGUUUCAUUUUCUUCCUUCACUUUCUUUUCUUUACUUUUCUUUUUGUUCUUCCUUCUAUUAAUUAAUGUAUUUUUCCAUUUUCAUUUUCUUCUUCCCAUCUUGUUUCCUUUCUUCUUUUUCUUUAUCCGUUUCAUUUCUUCCUUUCCAUUUUUUUCAAUCCUUAUUUUCUUCUUAAUUUUUUGCUUUUCCCCAUCUUCCUUCUCUUCCCUGCCAUUUUUUCCCUUUCUUUCCUUCUUUUUCCAUUUUUCCUUCUUUCACCUUCCCUUUCUUUCCAUUCUUCCUUCAUUUGUUUUUCUUCAUUCUUUCCUUCCUUUCCCGCUUCUUCCUUCUGUCUAUUAUUAUUUUCCUCAAUUUUCUUUCUUUUUUUUGCUUUUUAUUUGCCUUUUCCCAUCUUCUUUCUCUUCCUUCCCUUUCUUUUCAAUCUUCCUUACUUAUUUUUCCUAAUCUUUUGCUUUUAGCUUCUUUCCUUUCCUUUCCUUUCCUUAUUAUUGUUUCCCUUUCUUCAUUUUCUUUUCCUUCUUCAUUCUUCCUUCUUCCUUCCUCCUUUCUAUUGCUUUCCUUUCUUCAUUUUCUUUUCCUUCUUCUUUCUUCCUUCUUCCUUCCCCCUUUCCUUAUUAUUGCUUCCCUUUCUUUUUCUCUUCCUUAUUUCUUCCUUUACUUUCCUUCUUUCUCAUUUUUUGUUUUGUUUCCUUUUUUUCUUCCUUUCUUCAUUGACAUUUCUGUCUUCCCCCUUUUUUGAUUCGUUCUUCCUUCCUUCAGAUUUUUCUUUCUGUUUUUAAUUUCCAUUUUCUUGGUUUAUUCAAUGUCAAAAAUGGCAGUAUAGUGCAAUAACACAGCUCUUUAAGUGAAUAAUGAAUAAUGGAUUGUGUUUGUAAUCAUGAGUUGAUGCCGUGUGCUAGUUAACGUGACGAGUCUCAUGUUUAACUCUUUAUGGUUUCAUUUGGACUCAGAGGGUAUUUCCAAACCUCCACCUCUCUCUCUCUCUCUCUCUCUCUCUCUCUCUCUCUCUCUCUCUCUGUGCUGUCAGUGAAGCGUUUUCUGUUGAGAGUUUCAGAUGGAGACUGUGGUUCUUUACACAGUGCUGUUUGACAUAUAUUGCCAUUUUCAAACCUCUUGCUUCAGGCUGUUGUUCAAAUCAAAUUAUUCUACACAUGCAAGAUAAAAUGAGAUGGUUGGGGAAAAAAUGAAAAUAAAAACUAAAGAUUUAAACAGCACUAUGGAUUGCUGUAAGCACCCGACAUUUUAAAGGUACUGUGUAUGUAAUAUAAAUAUCUGUAUGUGACUCAAAAUAAACUCCUUUGACCUUGAAA